Metarhizium acridum CQMa 102 is the source of this 5418-nucleotide messenger RNA. RefSeq lists its product as uncharacterized. The record is from RefSeq and is a predicted model, not a curated record. Lineage: Eukaryota; Fungi; Ascomycota; Sordariomycetes; Hypocreales; Clavicipitaceae.
AUGAUUUCCAUGCAACGCUCGCUUUCGUCGCCGGUUCGCACACAGUCUCCUACAUUGCCUGCAUCUCCAACCCGCCCCUGCGGGCCUGCCAGUCCGUCGUCCGCUGAAGAUCAAAAAGAUGUCUCCCAGGCAAGCUGUUACCGAUCCCGCACGCCGCCUCGAUCUCCAGAAGUCUCGCAACAGACCAUACCCUUGCGUCAUACCGAUGGAAGCAACCGCUGGAGCUACCAACGGACACAUUCUGGCCUGACAAGCUCACGGCGGCCCUUGGUAGCACAGCCCGAUGUCCCUGUGCAGACCAACGACCGGUGCAACUCAAAUGAGCAACUAACUACACCUCAUAUCGAGCCGCCUAGUGAAAGAGCCUCUCGGCACCUUCGUACUCAACCGUUGAUUGUGGAUGUGACCCAAUAUACCAACCCUCACCUGACCAAGGAUGACGAAAACAUCACACUGCAGGAGCUCGCCCAUGUUGUGCGCCUGGCCAAAUACCAAGAGCGCAAGCGCGCUAAUACUCGGGUGCGCUUGCAGAGAAGUCUAAUAUCCACAGCCUUGAGUGCCCGUCUUACUCGGUGUGGUGAUAUUGCCAACCGUAAUCUGGUGGAUAGCUUCCGAAAGGACGACAAGGAUGGCUUUGCAAUGCUGUAUAACGCAAUACAGGACGUCCGAAAAAGCUGCGAUGAGCUGCGCCGAUAUGCCCUACUGGAGCCAGACAUGGAACCGCUGUCGUCGCCCGCUCUUGGUUCUUCGGAAAGCCUUGAUACUCCCACCAGCUCCGUUGUUGGCGUUGCUCCGCCGAGGUCAAUUACCCCCUUUCUCCAUGAUAUUUCUGCUACGUCCAGGGAUACCAUUUUGGAUUUCUUGUCAGAGCUGAGGACAAACCCUGAUUAUCUGGCCACACGAAUCUGCGCCCUCUCAAGCUCCGAGUUGAACGCUUUCCUUAGCUUUCACAAGGGAAUGGAGCCAGUGGAAUCCGUUUUGCCAUACCAUGGGAGGUCUGCUAGCAGGCAUCACGCAGGUGUGUCGUCUAGCCGAAGUAACGCAACCUCCGAUAUAGAACGUCUCUUGUCAUUUCAGCGUCAUGAUCCUUUGUCUAUUUUAAUACACUCCUGCUUUGCUAAUUCUGCCGGUCCGGAUAGCACCGAGGAUCAACGACGAACUGAUAUUUGGGCAACAACGCUCGCCCGACUCAUCCAGCAGCCCAAGUCUAGCAGUGAACAUUUCCUAAUUUCUGUGCUCAAUAUAUGGACCGGGAUGCGUGACUGGUCCGGCAAAUCCAAUAUGGAAUGGUAUCUUAUGAAGAUCCUCGAGGAAGGUGCCUUCAUCCUUGACCGUGCCGAGGACCAACAUGGUACGCGGUUUAAUCUUUCAGACUGGAACUCCUCUGACGAAGUUGCUGCCAAGGAGUUUUACGACAGGGCCGUUCAGGGACUUUUCGAACUGAUUGAUGACGAGGAUGCGACAGGGAUCCCCGAAGGUCUUCUGGAGCUCGGUAAUGCGAUCGUCAAGAAACUGGACAACAAAUACGUGGAAAACACAUCUCGAUGGCUUGUCUGGAGAUGUCUUUUCUUUGUUUUUCUUUUGGGAGUAAUCGUCCACCCUGAAUCCUAUGGCAUGCUGGCUGAAUAUCACAUCACCCCUUAUGCGAGGGAAAAAAUCCUGAAGAAAGUUGCCAUGAAAGCUCACGAAUAUGUUUCUAGCAUGUGGAGUGGCAAGCCUUCUGCCACUUGUGUGCCAGUGGAAGUGCCUCCACAGAUCAAGGGCCACGUAGAGAGGAUUCUUGCCAGGUUCCAAGGAUCCCGUUCCAAGACUCUUUCCGCAAAGCUUCUUCCUGCCCGAUCCAUUACUUCCCUGAGAGAGACCGUGGAGGUCCAUCCGUACUUGGUCCUCAGCCCAUCCGACCUGGCCACUCUAGCCAAUGCAUUGUUUCCUGAGCGUCGACCCAUGUCUUCCAUGUCCAACACUCUCCGAUCUGGCGCCGCCUCCAUAUCUGGGCUGUCAGCUAUUUCACAACAAGUCGCCACGCCCAAUCCUCGGAACAGUAACUUGGAGACUGCAUCCAUCAUUAGUACCAGCUUUUCGUCCGUGGUCAGCGAUGGAACAACGGCCCCGCGAGAAGGGUCACAAGAUGGCCAACCACAUACGCCCUCUCAACGGAACUCUCCUCCGUCUGCUGACCCUGAUGCCCAGAGAAAACUAAAUCAUUACGAGGACGAUGGCUACCGUCUACGACUUGCUAUGCACGAGUUGAACCAAAAUUUAGGGCCCGAAGCGGUCAAAGGAACCUGCCACCCAUGCGCUGAGCGAUGGAUUGUCCUCUUUCUAUCGCCCGAUGGUAAGAAGUUAUCGACUUCCAUGACUUAUGACCCAGAGGACGAGGCGGACGAGGACGAUAACUCCUCAAAUACCGACACAGACGAGGACGAGGACACUAAAGGCCCGGAACUUAACAAGGAUUAUCACCAAAUCCGGGACGCAAUCCUUAGACUGGUGGAGGAAUAUGAGAUUCCCAGAAAUUUGGAAGCAGAAGGCGAUCGUGCCCCCCAAUUGACCAAUCGAGCGUCCAGGCUCCGACGAUACAAAUCGAAGAAUAGAAUCAUUACAACAGAAAAGUCAGUCUCAACUCGAAAUCCACAUAGUCCUCAUGAUAGCAACAGCAGGUCGAACAAUGCUACUUCGGGGGACUCGGCACCGCGAGAUUCCGCUGUCCGAAUAGCCAGAGAGGAGGAUGAAGAACCUGUCCUAGUCAAGAUGCUCAGGGCUGCUUCGUCGCAAUCCAAGGCACAGGCUGAUUUUGUUUCAGCUCAUGUCUAUUGGAAGACGCUCAAGAAUCUCUGCGCCCUUGAAUCGCCUUCUCUUCGUGCGAAUGGAUUUGCAGUAUUAAUCAACAUAUUCUCCCGUGGCCCACGUGACACUAUCAGAAGAUCUGCAGCAGCCAUUGAGGAAUACGACGCAUGGUUGGUAUGGCUUAAGCAGAGUCAAGAACGCCACGAGGGUUCAAUAGAUCGCAUGAUGAGGCGGGUUCGGGCAAUGCGUGACAAGAUGUGGUUUGUUACAGAUGUGCGAAAUUCCAAAGAGUAUGGCCAUAGUCGUGAUAUCUGCCAAGCUUUGAAGACGAUGGGAAUGCCGCGGAGAUGGAGCUCCAUUCAAAGGUCUCGAGCAAACGUUAGUCGUGCUCCGGGUUCUUCCUAUCUUUAUCGCACCGAGUCACAAAUCAUGGACCUUCUGGCUGCGUCGGAGGAGCAGGGCGGCCCUAACAAGCUGAGCGACGACCAGGCGGAAAUGACAUCCAAUUGGCUGCAACAGUACGGGAUCGAGAAUUUCUGUCAUGGAGAAGAGCGCAUACAUCGAUUUUGCUGCGAGGUGGACAAAUGUAUAUCUAAGCUCGUGGGAGAGACUAUUCGGGAUGCACCCGUAUUGUGGUCAAGCGACUUGUAUAAACGGGAGAAGGUCGUUUAUGACCGGAUGAGAGUCCGCGAGAGGGAUCAGUCAUGGUCUGGAGAUGAUACGGCAAGUAUUUUGAGCGACGGCGAAAGGCGGUUGGGUUCGCCGUCAUCCAGACCAUCUUGGAUGAUGCGUGAACCCGAGAGGGGGAAAUUUCCGAAUAGCCCGAACGGGAGUCAACAUGCUCUGGACAUGCCCCGAAUCAAUUUUGCGAGGCCGACUGCCUCUCUGUCUGAUGUGGUGGAAAAUCAUGAUGCUUUUGAAAAAUCGUCACCCGUUAAUACGGUCGAUUCUAUGAGUACGUUCUGGUCUCCAUUCCAGCCAGUCAUGACGCCGGGGUCUGGUAUGUCUAGGGCGUACUCUCCCACCACAAGUCUCACAAAUGUUUCAACGACCUUCUCCGGGGCUUCACAUCACUUUCCCUUGCCUUCGAGCUCUAGCGUCUCUACGGGGCGUCCUGGUACAUCGGCAUCUUCUAACGAGACAAUCUUCCAACAGCGGGCUGAAGACGAGAAAUCUCGCUUCUUGAACGAGCUGCGGCAAACGCUGACGAGUCUGUUGCUGUCGGACCUAGGGAGCCAAGUCUUGGCCCGUGGGUCUGAAACAGACGCCUGGUUCCAUGGAUUGGGACAGCAAUUUAUAGAUAGAAAGGAUGCCCUUGAUCAUGCUCGACGACGUCCAGAAAGGAAGGACAAGGAAGUGGGCGGCCGGAGCUCCACGAGGCCAAGGGUGAUUGAAAAAAAAAAGAGCUUUAGAAAUUUGAGAAAUGCUGGCGACAGCGUAUCUGAACGAUCUGCUGAUGUGCCCUUGGUUGGCAUGGCAGAUGAAGCAGGCACCACCGGGACUGGAAAUGGGAGCAAAACCAAAGAGGCUACAACCGACUUUCCCUUCAAGAAGGCGUACCACCGGCUCCUCAACAUGUUUAGUGUGAACCCCAAUCCCUUUGCCAAACUCAAUGCUCUCAAUGAAUUGGAAAAUCUCAUCACUGCCUCGUUGAUGUGGCAUGGUUCUAAAAAGCUUAGAGCAAAUCGGUCCGACGCAGGUUCCAGUACAUCAUCGGAUCGCGGACCAAACAAUCGCCAAACGCCUCUGGAUGGCACGAUUGACAACGUAAAGGAGCGCCGAUCCCAGGCUAUCCAGUCUGUAUUUCAUCCAGCAGGAUACGGGAACCAACCACGACAAGCUAACGCGGAGACGAAAUCAAUCUCCAGCGGUUCUUCAAGUACUGAUGCCAUUACCAGCGAGCUUCAGAGGCUUUUUCGGGAUGCUGGAAUUCGACCCAAGUCUUUGUUUCGCGAUCUUCAGCUUAUUGCGGCGUUUGUGCCAUCAACAAUUCUCGACAAGCCGGAGCGAGGCAAGGCUUUUUGGAACGUUGGCUUGGCUGCGUUGAAGCUCAAGUCGGAGGUUUGCCGGACCAUGGUGGAAAUAGCUGAUAAUGUUAUUGAAGUUCAUACUCGGCCUCGAAAUCCUGUCAACGACGGCCACAUAUUGUCUGAAUCAAAGCCAUCGGUAACGGGCACACCGCCUCCACCACCAACUAUAUACAAUUUGCAUGAUGCGGGGAAGAUGUGUGUAAUCACUGCCAGAGAGGGCUAUCCAGCGGCACAACGCGAGCUUGCUCUGCUUUAUAUGUCCAACCCAGAAUGUGUCGAGCGCACAACUUUGCCACUCUCUAAACCUCGGGAAGUAUUCAAACAGGCUGUCAUGGAGAGUUAUGGAAGAAGUGAAAGGACACGUGGAAGUUAUGGAGCAGCAGGGCCAGCUGGUCUCGCCAAUGCUAGCAUGAAUACGCGGGCAAUGGGACCUGCUAACUCAGCGGGAGAUGGACCGGCGCUGGGUGGCAAGGAUAGCGAUGCCAGGAAUGACGUGGGACUGCUGUGUAUUGCUAUUCACUGGAUGGAAGCAGCAGAGCAAGGUGGUGAUGAUUUGGCGGCAAGAUUCUUGCGACAGAAUGACUUUACCGAAAUGGGAUGA